Molecule: messenger RNA, 864 nt
Organism: Penicillium waksmanii
Lineage: Eukaryota; Fungi; Ascomycota; Eurotiomycetes; Eurotiales; Aspergillaceae
Product: RTA1 domain-containing protein
Exons: 2
Coding region: 1-864 (287 amino acids)
Cellular component (GO): membrane
Source: RefSeq, a predicted model, not a curated record
AUGGGUGCAAACGCGAUCGCUGAACGCUCAUUUGGCUACAUCGACCCGAAUUUUCCAGUCCCCCACGGGGAAAAUGACACCAGCAUAAUUAUCUACGGCUACACGCCAUCCAUCGCAGUCGCAGCUUUCGCCGCCGCGUGGUUUUUCCUUCAUCUCAUCGUCCAUACGGUGCAGAACAUCACGACUCGCAGCUGGUGGUGGAUGACAUUUUCCGUCGGGUUGGUCUUCGAAAUUAUCGGAUACAUCGCCAGAUCUCUUUCGGCCAAGCAGAACCCCUACAAUCUCAUCUACUUUGUUCUGAAUUACUUCUUCAUUGUGACGGCUCCGGUAUUUCUCGCCGCGGGCAUCUAUACAAUUCUCUCCGCACUCAUUCCAAGACUGGGCAGCCGAUACUCGUUCCUGAGUCCGAAAGUCAUCUUGGCUUUCUUCAUCACCUCCGAUGUUAUCUCGACGGUUGUCCAAAUUGCGGGUGCGGUACUGGUCGGUGUGAAGGAAUCGCGCCAGGAAGAUCCAACUACAGCAAACCACAUCCUCCUAGGUGGUCUGUCGUAUCAGGUUUUCGCUAUGAGCAUUUUCGUCAUUCUCAUGUCCACUUUCCAAUUCCGGGCUCGUCGUGCUAUCAAGCAAAAUGGCCUUCGUCUUUUCUGCCUCUCGUUCUCGGUUGCUACAAUCAUGGUCUACUUGCGAACUAUUUUUCGCCUGGCGGAGACAGCGGAGGGUCUGGGUGGAAAGUUGUCGACUCAUGAGGUUUACUUUGCUUGUCUUGAAUUCGCACCCAUCGCUCUUGUUGUCCUUCUGCUUGCUAUCUGGCAUCCGGGCCGUUGUAUUGGAGCGCGGGUGCGGACUGAGGUGUCCAAGUACUAG